Molecule: messenger RNA, 648 nt
Organism: Aureococcus anophagefferens
Lineage: Eukaryota; Pelagophyceae; Pelagomonadales; Pelagomonadaceae
Exons: 1
Molecular function (GO): oxidoreductase activity
Source: RefSeq, a predicted model, not a curated record
GUGCGCGACGUCGUGCGCGGCGCGCUCGACGAGGGCUGGCGCCAUUUCGACACGGCGGCGUUCUACGACAACGAGGCGGAGGUCGGCGCCGCGAUCCGCGACGCGGGCGCCAGGGACGCGCGCGUGACGAGCAAGGUCUGGUUCGACGACAUGACGUACGAGCGCGCCAGGGCGAGCGGCCUGCGGAGCCGCGAGCUGCUGGGCGACGCGCUCGACACGCUCCUGGUGCACUUCCCCGGCUCCACCGACGCCGUGCAGUCGCCCAAGGCCAACGCGCUGCGGCGCGCGGCGACCUGGGAGGCGCUCGUCGACCUCAAGCGAGCGGGCGUCGUGCGGCGGGUCGGCGUGUCGAACUACGUGCCGCGCCACGCGCGCGAGCAGCUGAAGUACAACGGCGUACCGGACGUCGUCCAGCUCGAGUCGCACCCGUUCUGCGCGAACGCGGAGCUCGCGGGCCUCUGGCGCGACGCUGGUGUCACAACCAUCCAGGCAUACUCGCCCUUCGCGAGCGGCCGCGCGCCGGUGCUCGCGCACCCGAGCGUCCGCGCCGUCGCCGACGCGAAGAAAUCGACGCCCGCGGCCGUCGUCCUCGCCUGGCUCCGGGCGCGCGGCCUCGAGCCCGUCGUCAAGGCGUCGUCGCCGGGCCAC